This is a messenger RNA of Cordyceps militaris CM01, 216 nucleotides long. Its product is annotated as DNA repair protein Rex1. NCBI's taxonomy places the organism in Eukaryota, Fungi, Ascomycota, Sordariomycetes, Hypocreales, Cordycipitaceae. Gene Ontology annotation, biological process: transcription by RNA polymerase II; nucleotide-excision repair; transcription initiation at RNA polymerase II promoter. Bases 1 to 216 code for a protein of 71 amino acids. Gene Ontology annotation, cellular component: transcription factor TFIIH holo complex; transcription factor TFIIH core complex. The transcript has 3 exons. The record is from RefSeq and is a predicted model, not a curated record.
AUGCCUCGUGCCAUCAGAAGCGUUCUCAUCGAGUGCGACCCCUCCAUCAAAUCCAUCAUUGUCAACAUUGACAGCGAAAACCACGACUUCAUUAUUGAGGAUUUGGAUGAGGAGCGCGUUGUUGUCAAGGAAAAUAUGGUUCCCUUGCUCAAGCAAAAGCUCGAAGACCGUCUCAAAGAAAACUUGCCUCCAAUCGACGAAUCCGGCUCCGAGUAA